Messenger RNA from Hypomesus transpacificus, 1674 nucleotides. RefSeq names its product adenosine receptor A1-like. The transcript is spliced from 3 exons. Bases 661 to 1674 code for a protein of 337 amino acids. Lineage: Eukaryota; Metazoa; Chordata; Actinopteri; Osmeriformes; Osmeridae. Gene Ontology annotation, molecular function: G protein-coupled adenosine receptor activity. The record is from RefSeq and is a predicted model, not a curated record. Gene Ontology annotation, biological process: G protein-coupled adenosine receptor signaling pathway. Gene Ontology annotation, cellular component: dendrite; membrane; synapse.
CAUUUCCAACAUCGGCGCAUUAACUCAACAGAAAGUAUGCAAAGAACGUGCAGAAUCGUUUCUGGAGUUUGAGCCGAUCUGAACGCACCGAAUCAGAUAAAGGUCAUUUCUAUAACAAUCGACUCAAUUUGUUUUCUCUAUCUUUAAAAAAAAAUCAUUUUUUAAAUUGGUCUACCUUCAAGGAAUGGCUAUAAAGCAGAACCGCAUAUGAAAAGGUUCAUGGAUGAAUGAAUAAGAUGUACUAUCUAACAUGGAGUAGUUGGCUAAUACACACGAACGUCGUAAGAAUCCACAAUCUUUUUUAAAGUUAAAUACUAGUUUUUUAGGAAACGAUAAAGGGGGGCGAUGCCAACUGGAUUCCGGAGUAGGCGCCGUGUUCUGACUGAUUUUCCACAGUAGAAGCUAUUUUCUGUGGAAUAGGGUAUUGGUCACUUUUAUUAUGUUACUCGGAUGUCAUUGGAAUAACAACAUCGUCUGCGGUUGGUUGUUUCUAGACCAAAAUAAUAGGCACCAGUUUACGCGCUUUCCUAAUGCUCAAUACUACAUCACAGGAGCCAGUACCAUCAUGCGUAAAGAAGAGUUACUUUGGUGGGGCAGAAAAGUGACCGAAUAAAUAUUGUAUAACAUAUUUUGGUGAGAUACUACCCAAAGUCUGCAAUUAUGUCAUCGGAUAUGUCUAAAGCAUUCUACAUGGGAAUGGAGGUGGUGAUCGCCUUGUCCUCAGUGAUCGGGAACGUGAUGGUGGUCUGGGCUGUUCGUAUCAAUCGCUCUCUGAGGGACACGACCUUUUGUUUUAUCGUCUCUUUAGCCCUGGCUGACAUUGCAGUUGGAGCGCUCGUCAUUCCUCUUGCUAUCAUCAUCAGUAUCGGACUAAAGACUCAUUUCUACAGCUGCCUGCUCGUGGCCUGCACUGUGCUGGUGCUCACACAAAGUUCCAUCCUCGCUCUCCUGGCUAUCGCCAUCGACCGUUACCUGAGGGUCAAAAUACCGAUGAGCUACAAGCGCGUGGUGACCCCUCGGCGUGCAGGCACAGCUGUUGUGGUGUGCUGGAUCGUGGCCAUCGUGGUGGGGCUCAUCCCCAUGCUGGGGUGGAACAACCUGCAGCAUCUCCAUGACAAUGGCUCUCAGAUCACCCCUGACCUCCUGGUGACCUGUGAGUUUGAGAAGGUCAUCAGCAUGGACUACAUGGUGUACUUCAACUUUUUCGGCUGGGUGCUGCCUCCUCUAGUGCUCAUGCUGCUGAUCUAUGCUGAGAUCUUCUACAUGAUCCACAAGCAGCUCAACAAGAAGGUAACGGCCAGCCAAACAGACCCAAGUCGUUAUUAUGGCAAGGAACUGAAGCUGGCAAAGUCACUGGCGCUCGUCCUCUUCCUGUUUGCCGUCAGCUGGCUUCCUCUCAACAUCCUCAACUGCAUCACACUCUUCUGCCCCACAUACCACAAACCCAUGUUCCUCACCUACAUUGCCAUCCUGCUCACCCACGGCAACUCGGCUGUCAACCCCAUCGUCUAUGCCUUUCGCAUCAAGAAGUUCCGCACUGCCUUCCGCAAGAUCUGGGAGCAGUACGUGAUGUGCCGGGACUCAGUGGGACAGCUUCCACAGAGGGGCAGCCAGCGGUGCCAGAGUCUCGAGAGGAGGCUGAGGCACCAUGAGGUCGACGACAACAAUGUCUGA